AUGAAUCGUUCCGACUCCGAAAUGUCUACCGAUUCUGAUUGGUUUGAUAGGUUAUAUAUUCUCGAAACAAUUCUGAUUAUUUGGAGUUAUUUGGAGUGUGGUUUGUAUUUUCUGGUGCUUUUCAAGACAAAUCAUUAUCAUCCGAAUUUGAUUUUUAUGUUGAAACAUUUGAUUGGCCAAUAUUUUUUCUCGAUGGCUUUUCGAUUGAUGCAAAUUUGGUGUCAAUAUGGAAAUAGAAAUGAUGGUGAGGAAUUUAGACCACCCACAAAGCCUCUGACUUUACCCCGGGCUAAACUUGAACCAAACAAAAAAUAGAGUGAAAAAAUGAAACUUCAAAUCUUCCUGUGCAAAAGUGCGUCGCGGUGUUUGCACACACACAAAUCCGCUGGACGUGGGGGCAAUUUGAAAUUUUCAAAACACAAGAUUUUCUCAGCUCGUAUUAACUUUCAUGAUUUCGGAAUUUUUUCACUGGUUCGUUUCAUAAUUGACUAUUUUUGACACUAAGCUCUGAGGAAAACCGCAAUAAUUGUCUAAUUUUCUAGUCUAUAAAAACCUGACCAUCCUUUAUCUAGUACCAGGCCUGUGCCGGAAAAUCAAAACCCGGAAAACGGAAAGUCGGAAAAUUUCCGGAUUUUUUGUACCGGAAAAUCCGGAAAAUUCGAAAAAUUUUUCAAAUUCUGAAAUUUCGAUUUUCAGCCUUAAGUUGGCACAAAAACUUAUUUUUAUCUACAAUUCUUCUAUUCACAGGUAUUUAGUAACUAUUUGAGACGUUUUACGUUCAAAAAAUCGUAAAAAUUGAAAAAUUGAAAAAAAAUUCCAAAAAUUUCAUUUUUUCUAUCAUAAACUGAGAAAAUUUCCCAAAAUUUAGGCAAAAUUGUAAGUAUUACUACUAAAGAUUAUUUUCCGGAUUUUCCGAGCACAUUUUCCGGAAAAUCGGAAAAUUGAUUUUUCCGUGAAAAAACCGGAAAUUCGGAAAAUUCGGAAAAUUUCCGGCACAGGCCUGUCUAGUACCAAACAAAGCUUCAUAAUUCAGAACUUCUUCUAACCUCCCACUUCUUCCAAUUCGCAUCAAUCGGUAGAUCCACCUUGGUAUUCAUCGCUUUUUCAUUCUCAACUUUUGUGAUGAUCGAAAGACUUUGUGCUACAUGUUACAAAACUGGUAGGACUUUUGAAAUUCUACAAUUUCAAGCCUCAUCUCUUUCAGACUAUGAAAAACACCCCCGACUAUAUAUCGGCUAUAUGUUAACAAUUUUUCUCUAUUCUUGGGCAAUCCUAAAUAACAUUGUUUUUGUAUUCGAAUAUAUUCAUGUGAUAUACCAUGUGAUUUUUCUAUUUGCAAUCAACACAUUCGCAUUUCUCGUAAGUCCUCAUCUUGUCCAAAAAAAUAGAUAAAUUAAUAAAUUCAUUUUAGGCAUGCCUUUUCAACGAGCAUUACAACAACAAAUAUUUUAUGAUUGAUAGAUUUUCGUCGGAAAAUAUGGUUGUCUAUUCAUUAUCAGAGAGAUAUCAAGUUCUUGAAAAUGUCAAGACGGCACAUGUAAGUUGCUAUUCUAGUUCUAGCACUAACAAAUCCUUGAAUAAUCCAACAAUCAAGAAUAUUCCAGCUUUUCAAACGUGGCAUCAUUUUGAAUAGCUUCUUCAGUAUUCUUUGUGUCAUUUUCCUAAUCGGCAAUAAAAUGUCAAUCUCAAAUUGGUUACAUAUUGGUUUCAAUUAUAUGGCGAUUCUUUAUGGAAUCGGAUUUCCUGCCGCAAUGUUGUAUUUUGAUGAAAAGUGGAGGAAACAUGCGAAACGAUAUUUGAAAAUGGUGAAUUUAUGAGGCCAAAGGAAUAUUCUGAUGAGGGAGCUAAAACAUUACCACUAGGAAAGAAAGUUCGCUCUAUCGCACACAUGAUUUAUAUGUGUGUACUUCUCUCGGAGUUCAAACCCAAAAAUUUAUUUGGUAUUUUAAAAUUAAAGGCAGUUAGACAAUUAUUCCGGUUUUCCUCAAAGCUUAGUGUCAAAAAUAGUUUAUUAUGAAACGAACCAGUGAAAAAAUUCCGAAAUCAUGAAAGUUACUACGAGCUGAGAAAAUCUUCAAAAUUUCAAAUUGCCUCCAGCGGAUUUGUGUGUGCAAACACCGCGACGCACUUUUGCACAGGAAGAUUUGAAGUUUCAUAUUUUCACAAUAUUUCAUAUUUUCACUUUUGUUUGGUUCAAGUUUAGCCCGGUUGAAGUUAGAGGCUUCGUGGGUGGUCUCCGUCAACCGGAAUAGCUGUCUGACCGCCUUUAAAACCUAGGAAAGAAAGUUCGCUCUAUCGCACUCACUAUCCCAUUUACCAAAACUAAAUACAAAGCUUAGCUUUGAAAUGAGAUAUGACGUGGCAAGAAUUUCGAAAAAUCUUCACCUAGAUAUUUUUUGAAAUCUGCCACAUCAUAACUCAAUUUAGAGCUGAGCUCAGCCGGGAAAACCUACUAGAAAAUAAUAAAAAAUAUCUCGAUUGCAAGUGUAUUCAAUUUUCAGCUGAUGUGUGCUCACCGAACUUCACCACUGAACAUCGAAUCAAAUGCAUCAACACCCACAAAUGCUCCAAAAACCGAUAUCCUUGCGGACACAAAUGUUUACUUCGAAAAUCUCAAAAACGAUUGGGACAAUCGGAUUCCCAGAAAAAUUUAA
Molecule: messenger RNA, 2654 nt
Organism: Caenorhabditis angaria
Lineage: Eukaryota; Metazoa; Nematoda; Chromadorea; Rhabditida; Rhabditidae
Source: the annotation of a GenBank genome assembly